AUGACUUCUGUCGACAUUGUUCACCUUGCCUCUAGCAAAACUACUCGUCACCAUGGGAUCAUCCUCUGGCCACCUCCUUCCUCGAACCUCGACGAUCCUUUACGAUGGCCUCGAUGGUUCAAGAUUCUCGCCUUACUGUCUGUGGCACUUUUCAACUUCACGGCCAACUUUGCUGGAUCUGGCCUUUCUGUCGCGACUCCUAUUCUUCAAAUGCAAUAUCAUAAAACCCAAAACCAAUCUUUUGCUGUUUUGACUUGGAACUUCUUCCUACUCGGCCUCGGGAAUCUGAUAUGGGUGCCACUGUCGACAAAAUAUGGCAAGCGAAUCAUUAUGCUUGUAUCGAAUUGCAUGUUGUUCACUACAAUAAUCUGGACAGCCAAAGCCCAGUCAUGGAACUCUCUUGUGGCUUCCCGCUGCUUGUCUGGGUUUGCUGCAGCUGCGGGCGAGAGUAUCGUGCCCGGCAUCGUUUCUGAUAUAUUCUUUCUUCAUGAAAGAGCGGCCAUGAUGUCAAUCUACGUUAUACUUGCAGCUGGAGCGACCGCUGUCGGCCCUCUCGUAGCUGCGUUUGUCGUCGCAGGGACACCUGGAACGUGGAGAGACUUUACGUGGAUCUGCGUUGGUCUUGCCGGGUUCAAUGCUAUCUGUAUCUUCCUCUUCUACCCUGAAUCGACAUUUCAUCGGCCAGAUUUUCGACAUGCCACUCAGCCAUCCCCAGUUCAUGACGUUGAUAAAUCACCCGACGCGGAAUUGGUCGAAACCUCUCCUGCCCAGUCAGCAACCGCGACCGGAGAUGCAACUCUCACGCGGACGGACACCGUGGUCGUGGUACAACAGCGUUGGUCAACUAUUUGGACGACUACCUGGAGGCAUAAUCAACAAAUGUCCCUCUGGACAGCAUUCAUGCGGCCGUUGGCGUUCUUGGUCUAUCCCGCGGUGCUGUGGACUGUAUUCCUCUAUGGCCUACAUCUUGCUGCACAAGUCAUUCUCAUAUUCGUUUUCCCAUCUCUUCUGCUCGCGCCACCAUACUUGUUCAAAACACAAUAUAUCGGUCUGAUCGAGGUUGCCGCCCUCAUUGGCUUUCUCGUCGCCUGCUACGGUGGUGGCUACAUCUCGGAUACGAUAACCAUGCGUAGCAUUCGGAAACAUGAGGGCGAGUAUCAGUUAGAGCAACGGCUCUUGUCGUUGAUACCAGGCUUCUGGAUCGCACCUGUUGGAUGCAUUGUGGUCGCAUUCACGUGUGCGUACAAGCUCCAUUGGAUUGGUAUUUCUUUCGGUUUCGCUAUGGUAUCCUUUGGAACCGUUUACGCUCCCAACAUCGCAAUCACCUACGUGGCGGACUGCUACUCCGAGUAUGCCGCCGACUGUCUGGUUGUUGUCAACGCCUUCAAGAAUCUUGUAGCGUUUAUCUUUUUAUACGUUGCUUCUGAUUGGGUGGAGCAAUCUGGGUGGAUCCAGGUUUACAUGGUCAUGUUCAUGCUGCUCACGUUGAUCUUGCUGGUGGCUAUUCCGCUGUACUUCUUUGGUGCCAAGCUUCGAGCUGCCUCGGAAGCCAUCUACAAGCCUAAGGUUUCUGAAAGUACCCAGUGA
Exophiala bonariae is the source of this 1587-nucleotide messenger RNA. RefSeq lists its product as uncharacterized. NCBI's taxonomy places the organism in Eukaryota, Fungi, Ascomycota, Eurotiomycetes, Chaetothyriales, Herpotrichiellaceae. The coding region runs from base 1 to 1587 and encodes 528 amino acids. Gene Ontology annotation, biological process: transmembrane transport. The record is from RefSeq and is a predicted model, not a curated record. Gene Ontology annotation, molecular function: transmembrane transporter activity. The transcript is spliced from 6 exons. Gene Ontology annotation, cellular component: plasma membrane.